AUGUCCACCAUGAUUGCUCCAUUUCCUGCCAACAACUUCCUGUUCCACCCACUGAAACCUCAUACUCAAGUGAUGUUUACCUCUCCGAACAUUUCCUUCUGCAACAUGUACACUAUAAAGAACAACAUCACAGCGUAUAUGAACCACACCACCAAGCCCUUAUUCAGCCUUCAGCCUUAUGCUCACAAUGAGGUUGCUGAUGUUAAAGCUGAGGUGAAAGGGUCCAAUGUAGGAUUCGCAGCCUCUGGGUCGUCUGACAGUGCCAGAGUGUUUGCCAAAGCAGAGCUGGUCAGAGCUUCAGCCUCUAAAGGUCCGGCAAAGGCUAAAGUCGCUCUGGCAGCAGACACCGGCUAUGAAAUUAGCCCGACUCAAUUCCCCAGCAGAACUGUGGACUCACCAGACCACACCCCAUCCAGUAGCCGCAAGGAGGUGACCCUCUCAUUCCGCGGUGAGAACGCCAACACUGUGGUGCUCAGCUGGGGUCUCGUGAGUAUCCCCACCCCUGCCCAGCAGCAGGAGUUUGGUUCCAGAGCUGGUGCUGUGCAUAGAGUACACAAUCAUGAGGUGAUGAGGAUAGUGAUUGUGGGAAAGACUGGAAUUGGAAAGAGUGCCACUGGAAACACCAUCCUGGGAAAAAAGUGCUUUGAAUCAAAAUGCAGUGCUCAGUCUAUGACUGAAUACUGUUCUAAGGUCACUGCUGUGGUGCACGGACAACAGGUUGCUGUUAUCGACACCCCCGGCCUGUGUGACACCAGACACAGCAAGGAUAAAACAACUAAAGACAUAAGCCAGUGCAUCUCUUAUGCUGCUCCUGGACCCCAUGUCUUCCUGGUGGUCAUUGGGAUAGGAAGAUUCACAGAGGAAGAAAUGAAUACAGUGCAGAGGAUUCAAGAAAUCUUUGGCCAAGCUGCAGACAAAUACAGCAUGGUGCUCUUCACUCGUGGUGAUGACCUUGACGAUACUAUUGAAAAGUUCUUGGAUGAAAGUCCAGACCUGCAGGAACUCGUAGCCAGAUGUAACGGCCAGUACCAUGUCUUCAAAAACAAGGUGAAGGAUGAUGCUCAGGUCACCGAGCUGCUCAAGAAGAUCAGAGAUAUAGUCCAGAAGAACGGAGGAAGCCACUACACCAACGAGAUGUUCCAAGAGGCCGAGAGGGCAGUCGAGGCAGAGAAACAACGCAUCCUCAAAGAGAAAGAAGAACAAAUACGCAGAGAACAAGAGGAACUGGAGAAAAAACAACAGGAAAAACUUGAAAAAGAGAUGAAGAAAUUGCUUGCCUUAUUUGAGGCUGAGAGAGAGAGGGAGAGGAAACAGAGAGAGGAGGAGAGGAAGAGAGAGAGGGAGGAGAUGGAAGAGCAGAGGAAGAGGGAGAGUAAACAGAGAGAGGAGGAGAGGAAGAGAGAGAGGGAGGAGAUGGAAGAGCAGAGGAAGAGGGAGAAGCAGAGGAAGAGGGAGAAGGAGGAGCUUGAGGAGGAGAGAAAGAGGGAGAAGGAGGCGACUGAGGCAGAGAGGAAAAGGGAGAGGGAGGAGAGGAAGAGGGAGAAGGAGGAGAUGAAGAGGAGAGAAAAAGAAGAGAAAGAAAGGGAGUUGAAGAAGAUAAAGGAAUUACAGGAAAAGCUUGAAAGAGAAAACAAAGAGGAAAGAGAAAGGUUUCAGCAAAAGCAUGAAGCUGAGUCCAGACAGGAAGCUGAGAGGUCUAAUCUACUGUAUAAUCUGGGUAAAAUUGUCCGCAAUGUUGGAGAGUUUUUUAAGAGCUUAUUCUAA
Messenger RNA from Thunnus maccoyii (southern bluefin tuna), 1764 nucleotides. Its product is annotated as immune-associated nucleotide-binding protein 13-like. The record is from RefSeq and is a predicted model, not a curated record. Gene Ontology annotation, molecular function: GTP binding. The transcript has 6 exons. Bases 1 to 1764 code for a protein of 587 amino acids. NCBI's taxonomy places the organism in Eukaryota, Metazoa, Chordata, Actinopteri, Scombriformes, Scombridae.